GACAAGCACACAGUUUUUGAUUAGACUCCAAAAUUUUCUAUCUUCCCCAGCAAUGAGCGAUAAUGAGGAUGGUGAGGAGCGGAAGGCAUCGACCUUCGAGUCGAUUAUAGACAACAUGUUCAGCCGGUUGCGGAUCAUCGCAGUGGACGUGGAGAAAUUACAGAAGGCCAAGGAGAAGUUAAAUAUUAUGCAACGGCGGAACACCUUCUACCAUCUUCUAGGCCAAGAGGAAGAAGUCAGCAUGAACCGUGGAAGCGAGAUGGCGAUUCUUCGAUCCAAGUAUUCCUUACAUUCGGGUUUCAAUCAGAAUUGCAGCUCGGCCUCGGAGGAGGAACUCGACUUCGAGGAGUUAAGCGAGGAUCCGUGCAACAUAUCUUUCGAGGAGGAUCGCUGGCACGGUUUCUUCAAAGACUUUCAGAUCCUGACCACCCCAGUCGGCACCGAUCCCAACGAGAACCGCAAGUGUGUGGAACUGACUUCGAUGACGAACUGCGAUCUCGAGAUCAAACACCAUCUAUUGGGCGGAGUCCGCUGCUUUAUGGUCAACCUUUUCGAGGGCACUCAGCAUGACAACCAGAGCCUGAUCGUAAAGCUGCGAGAGGCGGAGAUCAGUGUUUCAAAGGAGUUGGGUUUUCCCGUGACGUCUUCAGUGAUGGUGAAGAUAUCGCCGCGCCACCAGUUCACUGGCGGAUUCAGCACUCAGUUCCGCCAGGAGGGCAAGAAGUGCGUUGAACUUGUGCAGGGCCAGAAGGUAAUCCUGACCGUGGAUCGGCAGUACUCGGAUCGGAGCAACGCUGAUGUUAUAUAUGUGAAUGCCCGCUUUUUGAUCGUUGAUGUACACCCCUUGGACUUUAUUUUGAUUGGCGAGGACAUUCAACUGAUGGUGCGGAGCAUCCACGCGGACCACCUCAAGGGCUGUGUGGCCAGGGGAGGCAUGCUGUAUGCCCACAUGCCUGUCUUAUUCCCGGCGAGGUGUCGUCGUUUCCGGAUCUCGUACGAGGAGCUAGAGGACCUUACCUUCGCCCGAGAGGUUGGCCUGAAUGUGGUAGUAUCCCAUAUCGUGGGGACCCCAAAGUACGUGGACAACUUGGAGCACGCGAUGUCCGCUAUGCACUGCGAUGGCAUGAGACUGUACGCUAGAGUGGUGCUCAACGAGGUCCAGGGCUGCAAAGGGGAGCUGAACUGGGCGAUCAAACGCUACGACGGGUUCUUGGUGGAACUGGCGGAGCCGGCCACUGUUCCGGACAUAAUGCACCUGUGCCCCGACGCCGAGUGCUUUAUGCAGUUGACAUACGCUGCGAAGAAACCCAUUAUCUUUGAUCCGCGGCUUUUGGAUGAGCAAAAGCUUAGGGUGGACCCCGCGCACUACUAUUACACGUUCUAUUAUCCGGACAAGUACGUGACCACGUGCCCGCAGCCGAAAGGUACAAUCUACUUCCGCUUACUGCAAUCCGCCAUCUUCGAGCAGAUCAGCCCAACGGCACUGGCCAAUACUCCAUACUGCGACCGAUCUCACACUGGAGCGGAUAGCUUGGCGCGUUCCGUGGUAACUGCCUCCAUUGAAGUCCAUGCGGUGGCCAUCGUCGUGAUCGGAGUCACCACGCGGAUGGUGCAAAAGAUCUCCCACUUUCGGCCCCACGCCCCCAUUCUCUUCGUUAGCCACAUGCGCUCCGCCGAGGAUUACGUUUCCAUUUACCACAACGUGACCAUGCUUCCAUUCCGCACCAAGUGCAUUAUUGCACAUAGGCGGAACGUCUUCCUUAAGGCCAUAUACGCGUUGGCCUAUUUGGUGAAGCGAAAGAUCGCCAAGCAGAACGAUCAGGUGAUCCUGGUGUACAAUUACGAGGAUGGCACAAAGUUUCCUGAAAAGUACAUCGUGUACAAGCUGGACAGAACUAACUUUGCGUCGCACAUGGCGGAAAUCCUGUUCCCUGUGGACCAGGACCAGAUGCAGACCCUCAAGGAAAUAGAAAAGACUUAGUUCCCAAGUGUGUGUAGAUAGUUUAUUUGCUUUGGUGAGUAAUUGGAAUGUUAACGCGUUGGCCUAGAAUAUACAAAACAGAUACAGAUAAAUACAUACAUAAAUAUAUAGAUACACAUUUCUACGCUG
Molecule: messenger RNA, 2110 nt
Organism: Drosophila melanogaster (fruit fly)
Lineage: Eukaryota; Metazoa; Arthropoda; Insecta; Diptera; Drosophilidae
Exons: 2
Coding region: 53-1981 (642 amino acids)
Biological process (GO): glycolytic process
Molecular function (GO): potassium ion binding; magnesium ion binding
Source: RefSeq, marked reviewed